This is a messenger RNA of Nestor notabilis (Kea), 960 nucleotides long. RefSeq names its product tissue specific transplantation antigen P35B (gene GFUS). The record is from RefSeq and is a predicted model, not a curated record. The transcript is spliced from 10 exons. Gene Ontology annotation, molecular function: GDP-L-fucose synthase activity. Gene Ontology annotation, biological process: nucleotide-sugar biosynthetic process. The coding region runs from base 1 to 960 and encodes 319 amino acids. Lineage: Eukaryota; Metazoa; Chordata; Aves; Psittaciformes; Psittacidae.
AUGGAGCCAGUGGCCAAGCGCAUCCUGGUGACGGGUGGCACCGGCUUGGUGGGGAAAGCCAUUGAGAAGGUGGUGGCUGAUGGACAGGGGCGGCCGGAUGAGGAGUGGAUCUUCGUGUCCUCCAGAGAUGCUGACUUGACUAGCGCCACAGAGACCAAAGCCCUGUUUGAGCAGCACAAGCCCACCCAUGUCAUCCAUCUGGCUGCAAUGGUUGGGGGCCUCUUCAAGAACAUCCGCUACAACCUGGAUUUUUGGAGGAGAAACAUCCAUAUCAAUGACAACGUCCUGCAUUCAGCAUAUGAGACAGGGGUGCAGAAGGUAGUUUCCUGCCUCUCCACCUGCAUCUUCCCGGACAAGACGACGUAUCCCAUUGAUGAGACCAUGAUUCACAAUGGGCCACCUCACAGCUCCAACUUUGGCUACUCCUAUGCCAAGAGGAUGAUUGACAUCCAGAACAGGGGCUAUUUUGAGCAGCACGGCUGCCGCUUCACCGCUGUCAUCCCCACCAAUGUCUUUGGACCACACGACAACUUCAACAUCGAGGAUGGCCACGUCUUGCCAGGGCUCAUCCAUAAGGUCUACCUGGCCAAACAGAAUGGCUCUGCUCUGACUGUCUGGGGCACAGGCAAGCCCAGGAGACAGUUCAUCUACUCCCUGGAUCUGGCCCGGCUCUUCCUUUGGGUUCUACGGGAAUAUGAUGAGGUGGAACCCAUCAUCUUGUCAGUGGGAGAAGAAGAGGAAGUCUCCAUCAAGGAGGCAGCAGAGGCAAUUGUGGAGGCCAUGGACUUCAGGGGAGAGCUUCUUUUUGACACCACCAAGGCCGAUGGGCAGUUCAAGAAGACCGCCAGCAACGCCAAGCUACGGCGCUACCUGCCCGGCUUCCAGUUCACACCCUUCAGGCAAGCCGUGAAGGAGACCUGCGCCUGGUUCAGCACCAACUAUGCCAACGCCAGGAAGUGA